Molecule: messenger RNA, 2035 nt
Organism: Brassica rapa (field mustard)
Lineage: Eukaryota; Viridiplantae; Streptophyta; Magnoliopsida; Brassicales; Brassicaceae
Product: RNA polymerase sigma factor sigB
Biological process (GO): regulation of DNA-templated transcription; DNA-templated transcription initiation
Molecular function (GO): DNA-binding transcription factor activity
Source: RefSeq, a predicted model, not a curated record
CUAACUGUUAAAUGAACAGUGUGAAACAAACCAUUGGCAAGCUUUAUCCGUUUAUCGUCUUCAUCCGCCUAUCACCAGUUUUCUCACACCAUUCUCUCUCUCUCUACAACGGCUUUCACUUUAUCCUAUCAAUGGUCAGAAGACUUAGCUUUCGAAUUUAGCCGAGAGCAUGUCUUCUUGUCUUCUUCCUAACUUCAAGUGCCAACCUGAUUCUUUCUCUAUUCACUUCAGAACCUCUUACUCUCUCUCAAAACACAAUAAGAGUUCAGUCUACUUCCAACCGCAAUGUGCAGUAUCCACUUCACCGCCCUUACUAACUUCUACGCUGGAUGUGUCCAAGCUUAGACUACCCUCCUUCGAUACCGAUUCAGACAGGCCAUGGACUUAUACAGGAGCCGUUGGUCCUUCCACUGAGGCAAAGUACUUAGAAGCUUUAGCCUCUGAAACACUUCUCACAAGCGAUGAAGCAGUAGUUGCGGCAGCAGCAGCUGAAGCACUCGCCCUUGCCAGAGCCGCUCUCAAAGUUGCCAAAGAUGCCACGUUAUUUAGUAACACUCACAACGCGAAACCAUCAGUUACAUCAUCAGCACCCGACAAACGCUCAAAGUGGGACCAGUUUACUGAGAAGGAACGUGCUGGUAUAUUGGGACAUCUAGCGGUUUCAGACACUGGAGUUGUGAGCGAUAGAGUCACUGCACCUGCACCUCCUGAAUGUAACAAAGAGUCUGCAGAGAAACAAGAAGCUGAGCCUCUGGAGGAGGAGGAGGAGGAGAUUGUUGCAGUGAGUUCAGCUGUGAGAUCUACGCGUCAAACAGAAAGGAAAGCUAGGAGGGCUAAAGGGCUAGAGAAAACUGCGUCAGGUAUGCAGUCGGCUGUGAAGACUGUUUCGAGCUCUAGAAAGAAACGUGUUGCUUCUCAGGAGAUUGACAAUAAUGAUCCUUUGCGUUAUCUAAGAAUGACAACUAGCAGUUCCAAGCUUCUCACUGCCAGAGAAGAACAACAGCUGUCUGAAGGAAUACAGGACCUUCUGAAGUUGGAAAGACUCCAAGCAGAGCUUACUGAGCGUUGUGGCCAUCAGCCAACCCUUGCACAGUGGGCUUCUGCUGCUGGAAUCGAUAAAAAAACUUUAAGGAAACGUAUAACUCACGGCACACAAUGCAAGGACAGAAUGAUUAAAAGCAACAUUCGUCUCGUCAUUUCGAUUGCAAAGAAUUACCAAGGAGCUGGGAUGGACUUCCAAGAUCUUGUCCAGGAAGGAUGCAGAGGGCUUGUGAGGGGAGCAGAGAAGUUUGAUGCUACAAAGGGAUUUAAAUUUUCAACUUAUGCACAUUGGUGGAUCAAGCAAGCUGUGAGGAAGUCUCUCUCUGAUCAGUCCAGGAUGAUAAGAUUGCCUUUUCACAUGGUGGAAGCAACGUACAGGGUGAAAGAGGCAAGAAAGCAACUGUACAGUGAAACAGGUAAGCAGCCAAAGAAUGAAGAAGUUGCAGAGGCGACAGGGCUGUCGAUGAAGAGGCUCAUGGCGGUUCUGCUCUCUCCGAAGCCUCCAAGGUCGCUAGACCAGAAGAUUGGAAUCAAUCUGAACCUCAAACCUUCGGAAGUGAUAUCAGAUCCUGAAGCUGAAACUUCAGAGGAUAUACUGAUGAAGCAGUUCAUGAGGGAGGACUUGGACAAAGUUCUGGACUCGUUGGGUACGAGGGAGAAGCAGGUGAUACGUUGGAGAUUUGGGAUGGAGGAUGGGAGGAUGAAGACGUUGCAAGAGAUCGGUGAGACGAUGGGUGUGAGCCGGGAGAGGGUGAGGCAGAUAGAAUCUUCUGCUUUCAGGAAGCUCAAGAACAAGAAGAGAAACAACCAUUUGCAGCAGUACUUAGUUGCACAAACAAAAGAAUCAUAAAUCAUUUUUAUCAUUUGCUGAGAGCAUGUGUUGUGCAUAGAAACCGAGUUAAAUUCAUUUCACAAGCAAUAACAAUUUUUUUAGCAUUUACACACUCGUUUAUAUUACUUGACAUUUUUAAAUUAAACAUACAAAUUAUAUUUA